Molecule: messenger RNA, 1764 nt
Organism: Olea europaea var. sylvestris
Lineage: Eukaryota; Viridiplantae; Streptophyta; Magnoliopsida; Lamiales; Oleaceae
Product: eukaryotic translation initiation factor 3 subunit L-like
Exons: 8
Coding region: 95-1417 (440 amino acids)
Biological process (GO): translational initiation
Cellular component (GO): eukaryotic translation initiation factor 3 complex; cytoplasm
Molecular function (GO): translation initiation factor activity
Source: RefSeq, a predicted model, not a curated record
CAAGCCACUCUCUUCCUGUCUCCCUCUCACUGUUAUCUGCAAAACCCUUGAGAGAGAAAUUCGUCCUCCGACUGAAACUAACCACAUCGCCACAAUGGCCGGUACGGCGUCGUUCGACUAUGGCUCCCAACAACAGAAACCCGAAGCGGAAUCUGCCGCGGCCGGGUACGACCCGAAUUAUGUACCUGACUCCGUGAGAUCGUUUGUGGUCCACAUUUAUCGGCACAUAAGGGAGAAGAACGUGUACGAGAUUCACCAAAUGUACGAAACCUCAUUUCAGAGCAUCAGUGACCGGUUUUUCAAGGACUCCCCAUGGCCCUCGGUCGAUGCAGUGGCACCGUAUGUGGAUAAUGAUCAUGUGUUUUGCUUGCUCUAUCGGGAAAUGUGGUUCCGCCAUCUGUAUGCGAGGCAUUCGCCUACGCUCAAACAGCGGAUUGAUUCGUGGGAUAAUUACUGCAGUCUAUUCCAGGUUGUGUUGCAUGGGGUGGUCAAUAUGCAAUUGCCAAACCAAUGGUUGUGGGACAUGGUGGAUGAAUUUGUUUACCAGUUCCAGUCAUUCUGCCAGUACCGUGCCAAGAUGAAGAGCAAGACAGAGCAGGAGAUUGCUCUCCUGAGGCAGUAUGAUCAGGCUUGGAAUGUUUAUGGCGUUCUCAAUUUCUUGCAAGCACUUGUGGAGAAAUCUACCAUCAUUCAAAUUCUGGAGCAGGAGAAGGAAGGCCUUGUACAGUUUACUGCUACAGAUGGAUAUGAUUAUAAUGGUGGAAGUAAUGUCUUGAAGGUCUUGGGGUAUUUUAGCAUGAUAGGGUUGCUUAGAGUUCAUUGUUUGUUGGGCGAUUAUCACACUGGAUUGAAGUGCUUACUACCAAUUGACAUAAGUCAACAAGGUGUGUACUUCAGCGUUAUUGGAAGCCACAUUACUACCAUAUAUCAUUAUGGGUUUGCCAGCCUUAUGCUGCGGAGGUAUGUUGCUUUAUUUUUCGAUCAUCAAUUGCCUGGCUUUUGGAAGUUUUCAUCUAUGACAACAAGUCUUAUUGCUGUUGCUUUGCUUUGUAACAUAAAUUUUCCGAAGGCAUCUGGCAUAUUGAGCUCAGAAGCACGUAUUCCUAGGGAAAGAAAUCCAAACUUCACCUUUAUUCCCUAUUUUGGACUUAAUAACACGAAGCAUUGUUCACAUGAUCAAACUCUGGUUUACUGGCCUCUCUACAGGACAAUAUUGAUGACAUACAAACACAAAACACAUGCAGUAGAUUCUGAUGGAAAGAUCACCUCCAAUGCUGAUGUGAAUUUCUACAUUGAUGAUGACAUGAUUCGCGUUAUAGAAUCCAAGCCGGCAAAACGAUAUGGAGAUUACUUUUUGCGUCAAAUUGUCAAGCUCGAAGGGGUUAUGUCAGAUGUUGACAGGAUAAAACUGGAAUAAGCAGUCGCAAUUUUGUUCGAGAAAGUGAGGAUUUGCUUAACGUAGGUUGUGGAUGGUAACAUUCCGAAACUCUCCCUCUGUGCCUUUUCCCAUUUGUCUCAAAGCCCGACUCUGAAUUAGUUCUCAUUUCGUUGUAAUUUAUUAAGGAAUAUGUUGUCGUGAAGCGCGCGAGUGUUGAGUUUACUAUGUCGUCUGCCCAAGUGACUAUUUGUUUUCACUUGUUGGUUUUGUAGCUGUUAAAUGCACUUAGCACCAAACGUGUUUAGCACCAAUUUAAGUGGCAACUAGAAAGCAACAAAUGAUAUAUUCAUAAAAUGCAAAGUCAAAUUAUCCAUUUAAUUAGACUU